This is a messenger RNA of Uloborus diversus, 930 nucleotides long. RefSeq names its product ETS domain-containing transcription factor ets-5-like. Gene Ontology annotation, molecular function: sequence-specific DNA binding; DNA-binding transcription factor activity, RNA polymerase II-specific. The coding region runs from base 1 to 930 and encodes 309 amino acids. Gene Ontology annotation, cellular component: nucleus. NCBI's taxonomy places the organism in Eukaryota, Metazoa, Arthropoda, Arachnida, Araneae, Uloboridae. The record is from RefSeq and is a predicted model, not a curated record. The transcript is spliced from 4 exons. Gene Ontology annotation, biological process: cell differentiation; regulation of transcription by RNA polymerase II.
AUGAAGGCAGAUCAUCCAGGUGGGAUGUGUAAUCCAGACUGCUGUUUACACAAGACAUGUACUCUUUAUUAUUCGAAUAAUGCAAGCAGUCCUUUACUGGAGAGACAUUCCAUUGGAGAAGCUUGUUUGAGAAUCAGGUCCACCAAUCUUGCCCAUCAACGGCCAGUAAGAAGCUACUACUACGGCGACUGGAGAUCGCUAGAGACUGUCAGCGAUGAUGUCAUUGGAAACAGACCAGAACUAUUCUGUACACUCUCAACUGCAAUGGAUGAUUUAUCUCAUGUUCGGUUACCUGUUAAUGAUUCCAUCAAAGCAGAGCCUACCCCGUCCCCUCUCCUAAGUCCUGACGCAAGUCCAGGACCUCAUUGGUCACCACAGCAAAGUUCUUCACGUAGGGGAAAUCUGCAAUUAUGGCAGUUUCUCGUGUCCUUGUUGGAUGAUCCGACAGCGAAUGGGAAUUUCAUUUCUUGGACAGGAAGAGGAAUGGAAUUCAAAUUGAUUGAACCAGAAGAGGUUGCAAGACGAUGGGGAAUACAAAAGAAUCGACCAGCUAUGAAUUACGACAAACUGAGCAGAUCUCUGAGGUAUUACUAUGAAAAAGGAAUAAUGCAAAAAGUGGCAGGUGAGAGAUAUGUUUAUAGAUUUGUGUCAGAUCCAGAUUCUUUGUUUUCUGUUAAUGUAAAAGACCCUCAGAUGGACAGAAUGGAAAGUAUCAAUGAAUACAGCUCAAGACAUAAAUCUAUACAUAUGAGAAAAAUUUAUUCACCAGAAAUAAAUGCAUUCCAUAAUCAUUCUGAUCAUUGUUCAAGAUUUUCCCAAAAUUCAGACCAUCAUAGCUAUCAACCUCUAACAUGUCUGCAAGAUUUGACAUCAAGACCUACGAGAGACAAUAGAUAUGUUCAUAACGCCAGGGAUAGUUGCGUUUUUUAA